UGAUCCAUUGCCGCGUUUAGAGUGGGUGUCAUGGCGGUCGGCGUCGAGUUGGCAGGAGUUGCCUUCGGAACUGGGGAAAGUCACUAAAGCAGAGGAAGAAGUGGCCCAACCCGGACGGUGGGAAGUCGUAGGAAUGAGCAGAGGCCUCGCGGGGUUGACUGUGGCACUGGAGGCGGGCCCCUGGUAACGUCCCAGGCCAGGCCUCUGCGUUUCUAGGCAGAGUCGGGCCGUUGGUGGGAGCCCCCCGAAGCCGGCGUUGCUUAGGAACCCCUCAUUGUGUUGUCGAAUCUUGAGUGUUUUGAUAUGGACUAGCCUCGCGAAGGCGGUGGUUCGAGGACAUUUGGCGGGGUCGUCCGACGACGCUGGACGCUUUGCUCGGAGCGGACCGGGUCGUUCUCUAACCUGCAGCGAUGUCGUCCUGGCUUGGGGGCCUCGGCUCCGGCUUGGGCCAGUCUCUGGGUCAAGUCGGAGGCAGCCUGGCUUCCCUCACUGGCCAGAUUUCAAACUUUACGAAGGAUAUGCUGAUGGAGGGCACGGAGGAAGUGGAAGCAGAAUUACCUAAUGCUAGGAGAAAGGAAAUUGAAGCCAUUCAUGCAAUCUUAAGAUCAGAGAAUGAGAGACUCAAAAAACUUUGUACUGAUCUAGAAGAGAAACAUGAAGCAUCAGAACUUCAAAUAAAGCAGCAAUCUACAAUUUACCGAAAUCAGCUACAGCAGAAGGAGGUAGAAAUCAGCCAUCUUAAAGCAAGACAGAUCGCACUACAGGAUCAGGUGCUGAAGCUUCAGUCAGCUGCCCAGUCAGUAAAUUCAGGAGCUGGCCGAGUACCAGCAGCGCCUGCAUCGUCGUCUUCAUUUGGUUAUGGCAUCAGUCGUCAUGCUGCUGCUUUCCAUGAUGACGACAUGGACUUUGGUGACAUAAUUUCAUCACAACAAGAAAUAAACAGAUUGUCAAAUGAAGUUUCAAGACUUGAGUCUGAAGUUGGCCACUGGAGGCAUAUUGCUCAGACUUCUAAACCACAAGGAUCAAAUAGCUCUGAUCAAAGUGAAAUCUGCAAACUGCAAAGUAUCAUUAAGGAACUUAAACAGAACCGAAGUCAGGAAAUUGAUGACCAUCAACAUGAAAUGUCAGUGUUACAGAAUGCACAUCAACAGAAAUUGACAGAAAUAAGUCGUCGGCAUCGAGAAGAAUUAAGUGACUAUGAAGAACGAAUUGAAGAACUGGAAAAGCUGUUACAACAAGGUGGCUCAGGAAUUGCAGUCACUGAUCACUUGAAAAUCCAUGAGAUGCAAAAAACUAUUCAGGAUCUACAAACUGAGAAAGUAGCGUCUACAAAAAAAAUUGGAGAACUUGAGGAUAAAAUAAAGGACAUAAAUACAAAAUUAUCUUCUGCAGAAACUGACAGAGAUGUUUUGAAGAAGGAACAAGAACGCCUGCACAUUGAAAACAGACAGAUAACGGAAGAGUGUGAAAACUUGAAACAGGAAUGUAGUAAAUUGCAGCCUGAUGCCGUAAGGCAGGGCGAUGCUGUGACAGGAAGAGAAGGAAUCCUGUCGCAGGGUGAAUCGGUGCAAGAGGAAGUGCUCAAACUGCAGCGGGCACUGUCUGAUGCUGAAAAUGAAAUUAUGAGACUGAGUAUUUUAAACCAGGAUAACAGUCUCACUGAAGACAAUUUGAAACUUAAAAUGCAUGUUGAAAUUUUAGAAAAAGAGAAGUCCUUAUUGAGUCAAGAAAAGGAAGAACUUCAGGCAUCACUUCUAAAAUUGAACAAUGAAUAUGAAGUAAUUAAAAGUACAACUGGAAGAGACAUGGAUUUGGAUUCCACAUUACACAAUUUAAGGCUGACUUUGGAGGCAAAAGAACAGGAACUGAGUCAGAGUCUUACCGAGAAGGAAACACUGCUAGCUGAGCUAGAGGAAUUAGACAGACAGAACCAAGAAGCCACACAGCACGUGAUUCUGAUGAAAGAUCAGCUAUCAAAACAACAAAAUGAGGAAGACAACAUCAUUAGUAAACUGAAAAAAGAUCUAAAUGAUGAAAAAAAGAGAGUCCAUCAACUUGAAGUUGAUAAAAGGAACAUGACUAAAGAGUUGGAUGUGCAGAAAGAAAAGUUAGUUCAAAGUGAACUGGUCCUGAAUGAUCUGCACUUAGCCAAACAGAAGCUUGAGGAUAAAGUAGAAGAUUUAGCAGAUCAGCUAAAUAAAUCACAAAAAAGUAAUUUAAAUAUGCAGAAGGAGAACUUUGGACUUAAGGAGCAUAUUAAACAAAACGAGGAAGAGCUUUCCAGAGUCAGGGAUGAGUUAACUCAAUCUCUAAAUCGAGACUCUGGCAGUGAUUUUAAGGUUGACUUACUUAAAGAAAGGGAAGCCGAAGUCAGAAGCUUAAAGCAAAGUCUUUCAGAAAUAGAGCAGCUCAAUGACAAUUUAAACAAAGUUGCCUUUGAUCUCAAAAUGGAAAAUGAAAAGUUGGCUUUAGCGUGUGAGGAUGUAAGACGUCAGUUGGAGGAAUCCAUUGCUGGUAGCAAUCAGAUUUCUCUGGAAAGAAACACUAUUGUGGAGGUUCUAAAAAUGGAAAAAGGACAGUUAGAAGCAGAAUUGAGUCGGGCUGAAGAGAGGCGGUUGGAAGAAGCCAAUAAGUAUGAGCAGAUGAUUAAAGAACUAUCAAAGGCACGUGAUGUGAGUACCUCUGCUUUACAGCUGGAACAGCAGCAGUUAAUGAAACUCAGUCGAGAGAAAGACUUUGAAAUAGCAGAACUCAAAAAGAACCUUGAACAGAUGGAUACUGAUUGUAAGGAAACGAAGGCAUUUUUGUCAUCUAGUCUAGAAGAGCGGAAGCAAUUGACACAGCUUCUAAGCGAGAAGGAAAUUUUUAUUGAAAAACUUAAAGAAAGAGGUUCAGAGCUUCAGGAGGAAUUAGAUAAACAUACUGAGGCCUUAAGAAAAAAUGAAGUUUUAAAGCAAACCAUAGAGGAAAAAGACAGAAGCCUUGGGUCCAUGAAAGAAGAAAACAAUCAUCUGAAAGAGGAACUGGAACGACUCCGGGACCAGCAGAGUCGAGCUGCACCUGUGGCGGAGCCUAAGCCCCUCGAUAGCGUCACAGAGCUCGAGUCGGAAGUGUUGCAGCUGAAUGUGAUAAAGGGUAAUCUCGAGGAGGAAAUAAAACAUCAUCAAAAGGUGAUUGAAGAUCAAAACCAGAGUAAACUGCAGCUGCUUCAGUCUUUAGAGGAACAGAAGAAGGAAAUGGAUGAGUUUAAAUGCCAGCACGAGCAAAUGACUGUCACACACACCCAGCUCUUUUUGGAGAAAGACGAGGAGAUUAGGAAUUUGCACAAAACAAUUGAACACAUCAAAACCCAGUUGCAUGAAGAAAGGCAGGAUGUUCAAACAGAGAAUUCUGAUCUGUUUCAGGAAACAAAAGUACGGAGCCUCAAUAUAGAAAAUGGCGGCGAAAAGCAUGAUUUAUCUAAAGCUGAAACGGAGAGAUUAGUGAAAGGAAUAAAAGAACGAGAAUUGGAGAUUAAGCUCCUAAAUGAAAAGAACAUAUCCUUAACGAAACAGAUCGAUCAGCUGUCCAAAGAUGAGGUGGGGAAGCUAACGCAGAUCAUCCAGCAGAAGGACGUGGAGAUACAAGCUCUUCACGCUAGAAUUUCUUCGGCUUCCUACACCCAGGAUGUCGUUUACCUUCAGCAGCAGCUGCAGGCCUAUGCUAUGGAGCGGGAACAAGUAUUAGCUGUUUUGAGCGAGAAGACCAGGGAAAAUAGCCAGCUGAAAACAGAAUACCACAAAAUGAUGGAUAUAGUUGCUGCCAAAGAAGCAGCUCUUGUGAAGCUGCAAGACGAAAAUAAAAAAUUGGCCGCUCGAUCUGAAGGUGGUGGUCAAGAUAUGUUCAGAGAAACCGUGCAGAAUUUAUCACGUAUCAUUCGAGAAAAAGACAUUGAAAUAGAUGCCUUGAGUCAGAAAUGCCAGACCCUGUUAACAGUUUUACAAACGUCCAGCACUGGUAACGAGGUCGGAGGUGUCAAUAGUAACCAGUUCGAGGAGCUCCUACAGGAACGCGACAAAUUGAAACAGCAAGUAAAGAAAAUGGAAGAGUGGAAACAGCAGGUGAUGACCACGGUCCAGAAUAUGCAGCACGAGUCCGCCCAACUUCAGGAAGAACUGCAUCAGCUUCAGGCACAAGUUUUGGUUGACAGCGAUAAUAAUUCUAAGUUACAAGUGGACUACACUGGCCUGAUCCAGAGUUACGAACAGAAUGAAACCAAACUCAAAAGUUUUGGGCAGGAAUUAGCACAAGUUCAGCACAGCAUAGGGCAGCUUUGCAACACCAAAGAUCUUCUUUUAGGGAAACUUGAUAUUAUUUCGCCUCAGCUGUCCUCGGGGUCAUCGCUCUCUUCCCAGUCAGCAGAGUCUCUUCGAACAGUCAAGCCCGACCCAUCAAGCGAGGCUUCUACACGAGAGCUGGAAGAACUAAGAAAAUCACUGCAGGAAAAAGAUGCAACAAUUAAAACGCUCCAGGAAAAUAAUCACAGGUUGUCCGAUUCGAUUGCUGCCUCCUCAGAGCUGGAAAGAAAAGAACACGAACAGACCGAUUCAGAAAUUAAGCAGCUAAAGGAGAAACAAGAUGUUUUACAAAAGUCCCUUAAGGAGAAAGACCUCUUAAUCAAAGCCAAAAGCGAUCAGUUACUUUCAUUGAAUGAAAAUUUCACUAACAAAGUGAAUGAAAAUGAACUUUUGAGGCAGGCGGUAACAAACCUGAAGGAGCGGAUGCUGAUUUUAGAAAUGGACAUUUGUAAACUGAAAGAGGAAAAUGAAAAAAUAGUAGAAACAACCAGGGAAAAGGAAAUGGAAUAUCAAGCUUUACAGGAGACUAAUAUGAAGUUCUCCAUGAUGCUUCGAGAAAAAGAGUUUGAGUGCCAUUCAAUGAAGGAAAAGGCUCUUGCUUUUGAGCAGCUACUGAAAGAAAAAGAGCAGGGCAAGACUGGGGAGUUAAAUCAGCUUUUAAAUGCAGUUAAGUCGAUGCAAGAGAAGACCGUUAAGUUUCAACAGGAGAGAGACCAGGUCAUGUUGGCCCUGAAGCAGAAACAAAUGGAAAACACUGCUUUACAGAACGAGGUUCAACAUUUACGCGACAAAGAAUUACGCUUAAACCAGGAGCUAGAGAGAUUGCGUAACCAUCUUUUAGAAUCAGAGGAUUCUUACACCCGUGAAGCUUUGGCUGCAGAAGAUAGAGAGGCCAAACUGAGAAAAAAAGUCACAGUAUUGGAGGAAAAGCUAGUUUCAUCUUCUAAUGCGAUGGAAAAUGCAAGCCAUCAAGCCAGUUUGCAGGUAGAGUCCUUGCAGGAGCAGCUGAAUGUGGUCUCCAAGCAAAGGGACGAAACCGCCCUGCAGCUGUCCGUCUCUCGGGAGCAAGUGAAGCAGUACGCUCUGUCGCUCUCCAACCUGCAGAUGGUGCUAGAGCAUUUCCAGCAAGAGGAAAAAGCUAUGUAUUCUGCCGAACUAGAAAAGCACAAACAGCUUGUAGCUGAAUGGAAGAAAAAGGCAGAACAUUUAGAAGGAAAACUGAUGUCAUUACAGGAGCGUUUCGAUGAAGCAAAUGCUGCGUUGGAUUCGGCAUCGAGACUUACAGAACAGUUAGAUUUAAAGGAAGAACAAAUUGAAGAACUUAAAAAGCAAAAUGAGCUCCGACAAGAAAUGCUGGACGAUGUACAAAAGAAAUUGAUGAACUUAGUCAACAGCACAGAAGGAAAAGUGGACAAAGUCCUAAUGAGAAACCUCUUCAUUGGACAUUUCCAUACACCAAAACAUCAGCGCCAUGAGGUGUUACGAUUAAUGGGAAGCAUCCUGGGUAUCAAGAGGGAGGAAAUGGAGCAGUUGCUUCAUGAAGAUCAGGGUGGUGUUACCAGGUGGAUGACUGGAUGGCUUGGAGGAGGAUCCAAAAGCGUCCCCAACACACCUCUGAGACCAAAUCAGCAAUCUGUGCUUAACAGUUCUUUUUCAGAACUUUUUGUUAAAUUUCUAGAAACAGAAUCUCACCCAUCUGUUCCACCACCAAAGCUUUCUGUUCAUGAUCUGAAACCUCUGGAUUCACCAGGAAGGAGAAAGGCAGUUACAAAUGUGCCAGAAAGUUUUAAAGAUGGCACAGAAUCUAGAUCUGGUAGAAGAACAGAUGUGAAUCCAUUCCUGGCUCCCCGCUCUGCGGCUGUGCCUCUGAUGAACCCGGCGGGACUUGGACCUGGUGGGCCUGGGCAUCUGCUCCUGAAACCCAUCUCCGAUGUGUUGCCCACGUUUACACCCUUGCCAGUGUCACCCGACAACAGUGCUGGAGUUGUGUUGAAAGACCUUUUAAAGCAGUAGAUGAUUCCCAAGCCAGAGACAAACACGUGGCACUUUAAAGAAACCAUGAACACUACGUGUGUGUACUUUAUCACAAAGUGGCCUUUUGGAGAAAGUCAUGUAAUUGUUCGCAGUUGUAUAUUCUCUAAACUUAAUAAAAAUAUUCUUAUUGCUUUUAGAAAUUGCAGGUGUCCCAGGAGGAAGUGUUUGCUAUAAUACAUGCUGUUUUCCUUCUCUGAUUUGACCUUUAAUUUAAGCUAGAAACAUUUUAUUUUUUAAUUUACAAAUAAUAAAAAAGAUAAAGAUAAAAAUUUCUAGUAGCUUAUAUCAGCUCUUUCCUUCUUCCUAUGAUUUUCAAGCUCAUUUAAGUUAGAGACGCAUGGUCUAUCUUUUAAAGAUAAUCAAGAGACUUAGAAAAAGAAGAAGCAGCAGAAGAAAAUAAGUAGCGGCUUUUCUGUAAGUGCUGAAACAUAUAUUCAUCUUGAGAGGGCUCUGUGUCGACAGGCCAGCAACACGGUUGUCCCUGGGAGGUUGUAGGUGUCCUGAGGUGGAAUGUGUGUUUGUUUGGUUCUAUGCAAUUUUAUCCCAGGUGUAGAUUGACGUGAUCACCACUACAGUACAGAGACCAGAUAGUUUCAUCAGGGGUCUCUCGUGCUGCCCCGCGAUGUUUUAUAAUCGUGGCCACCUCCUUCCCUACGCACAUCCCCUCCCAACCCCUGGCAACCACCGACCGCUCUCCAGCUCUGUAACUUUGGCACGUCGGGAGGGCUGUGUAAAUGGACUCCUGCGGUAUGUUGUUACCUUUGACAUCGGCUUUUUUCACUCCGCGCACUUCCCUUGAGACCCAUCCAGGUUGUUGCCCGUAUGGGUAAUUUGUUCCUUUUUGACAUGAGUACAUACUGCGGAGAUAGGAUUUAGUUUUAUGAGCCAAGGUAUCCUCUUAAAACCGUUUCCUCACACACAGACACACAACUUUCAUGUGAGUGUUAAGUCACAUGGCUGCAUUUAGGUACCUAUAAUUAGCAAUAUCACUAAACAUGAUACCUCCUGCCUCUGUCCGAGGUGUGAAGGGAGAGGGGUACGCAGAUCCAGUAGUUCUCCAUUGUCCUCUCACCCUCACGGUCACUGAAGGUAGUGACGUCACUGCAGCAACACCAGCACCAGGUGUUUGGAACUUAAGAGUAAGGGAGUAGGUCUUUAAUUUUUUAUAAACCCGUCAUAAGAUUCAGUCCCUGACUUGGAACUUAAUUAUAUCAAGACGUUCAUGUUUGUGUUAGUUGUUGAAGUUGUACAUUUAAAGACAUUUCUUGCAAAUUUUGUACGUUUCAGUAUGUCUUUAACAUAGAAACAUCUGUGUAACAAGGAAAGGUGAAAAUAAUACUAAUCCAAAUAUGUAAAUAGGCCUGGCUCUGGCCAGAGCUCAGUUUGAUUGUUUGUAAAUUUUGCUGUGAUUAACUGUAUACUUUGUGUACUGUAUUUAGAUUGGAAGAUUGGAAGUCUUCGCGUACAGAUGGGUAAAACUUGUUUCUCUGAAAUGUGCAGUAGCUGAGACAUUGCUGCUUCGGAACAUCACCUGUCUCCUGAGCUAAUGUAUUUACACUGCCGUUCUUGAUUUAGUAUACUUUAAAGGAAGUUGUCGUCCAGGUUCUAUGUUAGGACUGGGCGACUGCCUCUUGUCCGUUUUGCCCAUUAUUAUUUCUUACGAAAUUAUUACCCUUGGGUUUUAUAUGAUCUUUCCAAAGAUACUUUCACUGGCCAUCUUAAAUUAUUUGCUGCUUGCCAUUGAAGUUUCAUUUCAGUGUGGAGCAUCUGAAAUAAAAGUUUCUAAGUUAAAAGAAAAAAAAGACACAUGAUCCUUCAUUUUGAAGAAACAGAACACGCAAAAAAGCUUUGUCUUUUAAUUUGAAAAGGAGAUGCAUGGUGCAUAUUUAAAUAACAUAUCAUAUUUUAAAUGCCUUUUAUGACAUUUUGAGUAUUUCCUUCCCUGCUCAAAACAGCCUGGCCUCCCACCCCUUGUUUAACGUAAGUUUGAAAGCUGUUAUGGGUGGGUUGCAUAUCUAAACUUCACAGCAUGACCUUACAUGGCUGCUAUUUAAAUAAGUAUGUGACCUUGUCCUCAAGCUGUAGUACCUAAUGUUUCAGUUGUAUCGCGGUUGAAACUAUAGCUCACUGGUAUGCAUACUAAGUGUUUGUUGAUCCAAAGCAGACUUAACUCAUCCACUUUUCUGAAACGAAGUUGAGUCAGAGAUGAACCAUCUGCUCAAGGAAUCUUCUUAGUAACCAUACGAUGAUGAAGCCUAUCAUUCUAAUGUUAGCAAGAGGCCAUUGCUAACAGUAUUUUUACUGCAAUAUUUUAACUACAGUAGUUUUAUUGUUUACUUCUCUGUAAACUUACUAGAAUUUGUGGUUGAAUUUUGCUUUAGCUGCCAGGCUUUCACAACAUUCCUAAUGGUUUUCAGCCACUAUAAUACGGUAGAAAAGCCAUCCAGCCAUUGAAUUUGAUUUUAAUAGAGUCCUGUAUCAUGGUUGGUCGAGUUUCAGUCCCUGCCAUUAUUGAUGUUUAAAAGAAAAAAAUAAAAAACCAAAGGAAAUAAGACCAGAACAACAAAAACAUGGAGAAGGAAUGACUUUCUUAAAACUAGUGAAUUCCAAUUUCAGCUAUCCCCUGCAAAUAAAGCCUCCUGUGUAUUUUAACCUUCUAAUGGUUAACUGAAAGGGGGACAAAAGACUCAAAAUACUUAUCCAGUCAGUAGAUGGAAAACAAACUAUGUCUUCAGGGAUAGGGAGUGAUAAGAAUUAGUGGGGAAGUGCCAUAUUGCGUCAAACUUAAAGCAUUUGAAUCUGAUUUUUAAAGCUAACAAAGGUUUUCAUAUAUCAAAGUACUGAAAACGUCUUCCAUCAACGAAAAUUAUCUUUAAUUUUGUAAAUAUCAAGUAAGUAUAACUGAUAUUUAUUUUCUAUAUUCCUAUGGAAAAAGUAAUGGUAUUUUAAUGUUCUGACAUUUGUGAUUAUUUUCCAGUCUUUGCUUUUUAACUUAUUAAGAUUUCUCUAAUUAAAAUUGAUAAGUUGUCUUUUGGUUUUUAGGGAAAUAUCUAAGUGUGGGAAAUUUACAACCCAACCUUAAUAUUGGGUUGUGUUUUAUAGAGCUAAAGUCAAUGCAUCUCUGAAUUUCUCAGGAGCACUGCAAGGCAAAAAAAAAAAAAAAAAAAAAAAAAUACUCCAAAUAAAAAUGAUAUAUGUAAGUUGGCAAUGUCUUUAUCCACAAUAAAAAAUUUUUUUUUUAGCAAA
Molecule: messenger RNA, 9617 nt
Organism: Prionailurus viverrinus (fishing cat)
Lineage: Eukaryota; Metazoa; Chordata; Mammalia; Carnivora; Felidae
Gene: TRIP11
Product: thyroid hormone receptor interactor 11
Exons: 21
Coding region: 411-6350 (1979 amino acids)
Biological process (GO): endoplasmic reticulum to Golgi vesicle-mediated transport; Golgi organization
Cellular component (GO): Golgi apparatus
Molecular function (GO): small GTPase binding
Source: RefSeq, a predicted model, not a curated record